Molecule: messenger RNA, 972 nt
Organism: Cladophialophora bantiana CBS 173.52
Lineage: Eukaryota; Fungi; Ascomycota; Eurotiomycetes; Chaetothyriales; Herpotrichiellaceae
Exons: 3
Coding region: 1-972 (323 amino acids)
Biological process (GO): secondary metabolite biosynthetic process
Molecular function (GO): FAD binding
Source: RefSeq, a predicted model, not a curated record
AUGGACCUCAUAGAUACAGCCAUAAAACAGGGAUAUUUCCGAAAAGCCAACAGCAUGUUGGAGGAUGAUAACCGGAAGAUGGCCACGCAUGUCAUUCUGGCCGAAGGAAAGGACCAAGGAGAAGUCAUUGCCAGGCUGGGGUGGGCAAAGGGACGCAAAACAGUGGCGAGAUUGAACUUGGUAACCGGCUCAACGGCAACAGCGGAUUGUCUGAUCGGCGCCGACGGCAUCCACAGUGCGACGAGGCAAUAUGUGCUGCGCAGGGAUCAUCCGGACACGCUCCCUGUGAAUCACAAUCGAUGGUAUAGGGUUGGGGGAAAAUUGCCGAUGGAGGAGGUCGAGAAGACACUUUCGCCGCUGUUUUUGAGAUUUGUUCCUAUCCUGUGUGGUCCGAAUGGCCGUUUCAACAUGACGCCCAUACAUUAUGGAAAGACCAUGAAUAUCGGUUUCUAUACUCGAGCACAAAGCGAUGGGGAGGUAGGAACGCUACCGAAUCCUGACGACUUUGUCAGAUACGAUCUAGAUGGCACGAAGAUGGUCGAAGUUAUCCAUGACCACGACGCCGCGCCUUACUUCAACAAGGGCAGAGUUGUCAUGAUGGGAGAUGCGGCCCACUCGACUUACCCUUUCAUGGACGACGGAGCAGGCCAGGCCAUUGAAGAUGGAGCUGUGCUUCAUGCGCCUUUUGCACAUGUCAAGCACAAGUCUGAGAUACCAGCUGUUUUCACUGCUUUUGACGAGGUUAGGAGGCCUCGCGCCUUGCGAGUUGUAGAAAUGGCGCGGAAUGCUGGGCUGAUGUACCCAUAUGACUUUGAAAGAUUUAGGUGCGCCAGUGACAGCAUUGAGGCACUUAAAGAUAGUUGGAAGAAGUUCGCGUCUUUCACCAACAACGCGGAUCUGGGAACCCAGAAUCAGAUGGCGAUUUCCGUCUAUCAAUGCAUUACCGGCCAGCAGGUAAACGGGGUCUAUUGA